AUGGCAGUUUAUAAGGGCUACAAGGGUGGACCGGUCGGCUACGGCGACCCUGACGACAAAACGAUUGCUGACACAGAGCGAAGUACCAUCUUCUCUAAGUUUGUCCAAGAACGCUUACUGUUUGAUCUCUGUUCUGAACAGUGGACUGCCUGGAGGAAAUGCAUCCGUGCGCACAAAGACAGUUGGGUGCCUUCGCGAAAGUGCAAACUCGAAUUUGCUGCUGUCAACGAGUGCCAGAAUAAGUAA
This is a messenger RNA of Dibothriocephalus latus, 246 nucleotides long. The record is from the annotation of a GenBank genome assembly. NCBI's taxonomy places the organism in Eukaryota, Metazoa, Platyhelminthes, Cestoda, Diphyllobothriidea, Diphyllobothriidae.